Molecule: messenger RNA, 797 nt
Organism: Capsicum annuum
Lineage: Eukaryota; Viridiplantae; Streptophyta; Magnoliopsida; Solanales; Solanaceae
Product: NADH-ubiquinone oxidoreductase 20.9 kDa subunit
Exons: 3
Coding region: 110-439 (109 amino acids)
Source: RefSeq, a predicted model, not a curated record
CAACCUAUACAGAAACUGAAAUUUCCCUUUUUUUUUUUCCCGAUUGUAAAAUUCAUCAGAGUAUCUGCCGGCGGCGAGUGACCCGAAAAGGAUCCAGCUAAGAGUGAAGAUGAACACAGACAUAACAGCAUCGGCGAAGCCGGAAUAUCCAGUAGUAGAUCGGAAUCCAGCAUUUACUAAAACCGUUGCUAAUUUCAAUACGCUCGAUUACCUCCGUCUUACCACUAUCACCGGCAUUUCCGUCACCGUCGGUUACCUAUCCGGAAUAAGGCCAGGGAUUAGGGGGCCAUCGAUGGUUACCGGAGGUUUGAUUGGGCUAAUGGGUGGUUUCAUGUACGCUUACCAGAAUUCUGCAGGCAGGCUCAUGGGUUUUUUCCCAAAUGAAGGAGAGGAAAGUAACUGUUGCCGUGGAAGUUGUAAAAAUACUUUUGACACUUAGCUUAGUGAUGAAUCUGAACAUAGGAUAGGACAGCGAGAAGCCGAGAAUCACUCCAUCUGCAUAGUAACUCAUCGUCACAAGUAAAAAGGAUGCUUUUGCUGGGAACCAGUUAAUUAAGAUGCAGGCAUGCUUUUGGAGGGGAGGGGAGAUGACUUGCUUUAAGUUCUUGAUGUUAACUAUUUCCCUGCAGACGGGUUACACCGAUAUAGUAGCAAUUGCUUAUCCUUGUCGAAAAUAAUGUCAAGCAAAAAAUGGCUGGAAGUCCUAAAUAUUCAACUAGAUGUUUCAUCUUUAAAUUCGGGUGGCCAACACCACUUGUUAAACGUUUUCUAAGUUGCUUUUAAGUUUUGUUGUUGCA